Messenger RNA from Ficedula albicollis (Collared flycatcher), 2050 nucleotides. RefSeq lists its product as uncharacterized. The record is from RefSeq and is a predicted model, not a curated record. The transcript is spliced from 2 exons. The coding region runs from base 508 to 1410 and encodes 300 amino acids. Lineage: Eukaryota; Metazoa; Chordata; Aves; Passeriformes; Muscicapidae.
GGCAGCGCAGCCCGGGGGUCCGGCCGAGCCCCGUGGCUGCCGUGCGCAGCUCCUCGGCCCUGAAGCUACUCUCAACCCAAACCUUCCUCACCCGCACCUCCUUUGGACCACACUUUCGGUCUGGUUUGUGUUUUAGGUGGGAUGAGAAGCACCGAGGGUCAGCGGGGUGCGCAUCCCGUUCUUGCUGGCUGGUUUCAAAUACCCAGGACGGGCCCCAUCACGAAGUCCGGAAGAUGAAAGGGGGGCGAGGCCCUCACCUGCUCUCAGCUGCUCCCUUUCUUGCAGCGCUGGUGGCGAAGGCAGAGUGCACGGUCUCCACCGUCGAGACUGAGGCCUGAUCUGUGGGAAAGUGGAUCUGGUUUAACUGUCCCUUGGCACGGCCCGGAGACUCCACUCCGUAUGUAGUACUUUCCAUCAGUACUUACAGCAAGUACUGCUGUAGUCUCUGAUAAUAUUGUAUUUGUCAGAAGUAAUGGAAAUUAUGAUCGAUGCCAAACCCUCUCUGCUAUGGAACUUCUAACCACUGCAGAUCUGUUUUUCAGCUUGUUCACAGUGGCUUCCCCACCUGCAAAGGUAUUUCCCCUCCUUCCCCCGGCGACGGGCCGCACACCCUAUCGGAACCGAAUACCGGCUGCCAUGUGCCCGCAGCUCAGCGCGUCCCGACCAGCCUUCACCAUGAGAGUCCCGUCGAGCAGCGGCCGUUUGGUCUCUGCUCGCUGCCCCUUCCUGCGCUACAAAGCAUGCCCGAGAUGUGGAGGAGACAUUCAUGCAGAGGGUGUGCAGGAGAACGGCACUUCAGAAGGUAACAAGCCGCUGCCAGAUCCACGCUGCGGCAACAACCGUGUUCGAUGCCUCAUUGCGCAGUGCCCGUCGGUUUUGGGGAGAGACGGAGAAAUGAACGCGAGUAAACCUCUUGCUCUUGUUUCUCACUUGCGGAAGAACUCUGUUCCCCGCCGCCAGUCUCCUCCGCCUGGAGGUGUACUGCGGGCAUCCGGCCCAGGAGCCACGCCGGCCCCUUCCCAGACGCCUGGCUCGGCUCGCCGCUCAGUCACCGGCACGACGGAAAACAACAAAGGCAAAGGCUGCGGGGUUGGGAAGGCACGCACGGGGAGCCCCUCGGCCAAACUCUCGAGCAGCCCGGCUGCCGCAGUGCGGGUGGCACCGGGGCUGUGCAGGGCUGCGCAGCGGAGCGCAGCCUCCGCGGCCUCGGCGGUGCUCCACCGAGCCCGCGCGUGUGAGCGGGGAGGCACCGGGCAGCGUCUCCGCGGGGAUCACCGCAGGAAGCCCACGGAAGAUGCACAGCGGACGAAGAUGUGCCCUCAGUGCAGCAGUGAGAGACACAGGGGCAUCCACUGCGCUCCGCGUCACGGAGAGACUUAUCGGCUAGGCACCGCAAUGCCCAAGGUGUAGAAAAACAUUUGGACUGGACCGAGCGAAGUGCGGAUUUUUUUGUUGUUUUUAUUUUCUUUUUUGUUUGUUUGGGUUUUUUUAAGCGCGGUGUGUAGUCAAUUUCAGAAUUUCUACCGCUGAGCUCAAUUCAGAAGGAAAUUUGUAGUUGUGGGGGUUUUAUUUUUCUAAUCAAAAUAAUUGAGCUUGCCCUUCCUCUAAGCCACAGGAGACCUGUUGAAUUGAUUCUGUUUCCCUUCUGCUGGUGCAGUAAAACGGCAUGCAGAAAUCUGCGGGCCCCCGUAUUUAGAUGAUUAUGCAAUUUAUGUUAGAAGCAAAAGGAUAAUUAGAUAAUUCAGCUGUUGCAUUAAUUCGUUUCUUAAGGCUGGGAAAGCCUUAUCUCUAAGGUUAAUCCGAAGGUAUUUCUGUCCCCUUCGUGAAAUAGGAAACCAUGUGAGAGCAUCGAAACACGUCUGAACGUUCAGGAGCAUGUUUCUCGCACCCGAUGAUAUCACCAUCCAGUGCCCGCACUGCGGUCAUCUCUCCUGCUAAAGCCCAGGCUUUGGCAAGUCCUUUAAAAUCCCGUGAAUGUCUCUUCAUACCGCAGUGGUCGUUGGACUGCUUCUUUAGUUUCAUUGCAGGGGAGUACAUGCACACCUAAAUA